AUGAUGACUUCAGAUUUGAGCUCUUCUCCUUCAUCGUCCGGCACCGAAUUCGCCGAUCCGAACCCUAGCACCGAUCCAGAGACGAAUUCCGAGCGUGUUCAAAGUCAAUUGGAGUCAAUGAAUUUGUCUGAGCCAAGCGAAGUCUCUGAUGGCAGUCACACGGACUACAGCGGCGGCGAUGAUGAUGACGAAAACGCAGGGGCGGUGGAGGUUGCAUUGUCCAACGGGAACGAAGGUGGAGUCAGUAAUGGAUGUGUUGCGGGAACUAGCGUAGAAGAGGAAAUAGAAGGAGGAGAGGCGUCGUCGAGAGCGGAGUAUCCGGUGGAAAUGGAGGCAGGGGAGGAGCCGCCGAGUCCGACUAGCAGCGGUUACGAUGGGGAGAGAGGGAGCAGCGGCGGAGCUACCUCCACUUACAAAGCCGAUGACGCCAGUGAGGAUGAGAUUCGGGAAGCCAAUGUGGAUGGUGACACUGCCUCGCAGCAUGAAGCCGCUUGGUUGCCCGGAAAACGCCAUGUCGACGAGGAUGAUGCUUCUAUUUCAUGGAGAAAGAGGAAGAAGCAUUUCUUCAUAUUGAGUAACUCCGGCAAACCCAUAUAUUCCAGAUAUGGAGAUGAACAUAAGCUUGCUGGAUUUUCAGCUACUCUUCAAGCUAUUAUUUCUUUUGUGGAGAAUGGUGGUGACCGUGUCAAUUUAGUCAAGGCAGGAAAACACCAGGUCGUCUUUCUUGUGAAGGGGCCGAUAUAUCUGGUCUGCAUCAGUUGUACAGAUGAAACAUAUGAAUAUUUGAGGGGGCAGUUGGAUCUUCUAUAUGGCCAGAUGAUACUGAUUUUGACGAAGUCAAUAGACAGAUGUUUCGAGAAGAAUGCAAAGUUCGACAUGACACCAUUGCUUGGAGGGACAGAGGCUGUCUUCUCUUCUCUUGUCCAUUCCUUUAGCUGGAACCCAGCUACAUUUCUUCAUGCCUACACUUGUCUUCCCCUACCGUUUGGGUCAAGGCAAGCUACAGGGACAGUAUUGCAAGACGUGUGCGCAUCUGGCGUCUUGUUCGCCCUAGUGAUGUGCAGACACAAGGUCGUCAGUCUUGCUGGUGCACAGAAAGCGUCUCUCCAUCCCGAUGACUUGCUUCUACUCUCCAAUUUCGUCAUGUCAUCAGAAUCAUUCAGGACAUCAGAAUCUUUCUCACCAAUAUGCCUACCAAGAUACAACCCUCAGGCCUUUUUACAUGCCUAUGUCCACUUCUUCGAUGAUGAUACAUACGUGAUGUUGCUUACCACACGGUCAGAUGCAUUCUAUCAUCUCAAAGACUGCAGGAUUCGCAUCGAGGCUGUUCUACUAAAGUCGAACGUUCUAAGCUCGAUUCAAAGAUCGAUCGCGGAAGGUGGAAUGCGCGUUGAGGAUUUGCCAAUAGACCGCCUGCUUCGACAGAAACCAAACCAGGGACAAGCUGGUCACGAGAGUCCAAGGGACGUAUCUGUGGGAACGGGAGGCCCUUUUGGACUCUGGCAUUUCAUGUACCGAAGUAUAUACUUAGAUCAAUACAUUUCCUCCGAGUUCUCUCCUCCAGUAACUAGCCACAGACAACAGAAAAGUUUAUAUCGCGCGUACCAGAAACUAUAUGCUUCGAUGCAUGAGAAUGGAUUGGGACCUCACAAGACUCAAUAUAGACGAGAUGAAAACUACACACUUCUGUGUUGGGUCACACCAGAUUUUGAACUCUACGCAGCAUUUGAUCCACUUGCAGACAAGGCGAUGGCGAUAAAGAUAUGCAAUCAGGUGUGCCAAAGGGUAAAAGACGUGGAGAAUGAAGUGUUCUUGCAAGGAGCUAGCCCAUUCUCUUGGUAA
Molecule: messenger RNA, 1842 nt
Organism: Microthlaspi erraticum
Lineage: Eukaryota; Viridiplantae; Streptophyta; Magnoliopsida; Brassicales; Brassicaceae
Source: the annotation of a GenBank genome assembly